Sclerotinia borealis F-4128 is the source of this 1059-nucleotide messenger RNA. NCBI's taxonomy places the organism in Eukaryota, Fungi, Ascomycota, Leotiomycetes, Helotiales, Sclerotiniaceae. The record is from the annotation of a GenBank genome assembly.
AUGGCCGGACGUUGGGAAGUGACAUACUUGAAGAUACACACAAGCGAUGCCGGCACUUCCCUCUUCGCCAAUGGCCAGAUGCAGGUAGCUGCAAACAUCCUCAUCAAAGCGGUCGAUCCAAACACCAACAAUUCAUACACCUUGACCGCCACCGAACUCUCGAAGAUCGAGCUUGUAGACUAUUACAACACGAGCGAGAAACUCACUGGCCCAUGGACCUACACCGCCACCGAGAAUGACUUCUCCCACACUAUGCCCGCAAGUAUGAGCGCUCCCUCAGACGUCGAGGACGCUCUCUCCGAACCCCUUAUGGAAGAUCAGCACAAAAGAUACUGGGUCUCCACGACCCGCGCUGAAGUCAAGAAUGUCGGGGCACGCAUUCAGCAACCCAACGGCACCGUUGUGACGACUCGUUCUUCACCCAACGAUUCAUACAUUGCCUUUCGCGGGAUCUCUGAAAUCCGGUAUUCCUUGUCCAAUACCGAAUGGAAGAGAGAGAAUACGGCUGAUGGCAGCGGCUGGGAUCAGGACAACUACUUCCUCACAAGCAAGGUGCAUCCGUUCAAGAAAGUUAAACGCUACGGCUACCACGAUGAUAGCUAUGUCGUGGUAGGCAUGCGGAAUUCUGUGGCAUACCAUCGACCAGGCCCUCAUCUUCACUUCAUGUUCGAUUUAGGACCCCGCGUGACUCAAACGGUUGGACUGACACAUUACACGGACGGUAGAGCUCACCCAUUUAAAUGGACCAAAGCCAUCACGAUCAGACAACACGCGAAUGCUCUAUGCCUUGUCCGCCUCAAGACAUCAGGUCCGAAAGAUAUCUGGAGUUUGGGCUGGUGGUACGCUCCCUGGGUCAAUAUCUUCGAUCUCUACGGUAACUCGGGCAAGUUUGAUUUCCAAGUCAAUGAAUACAACAUGAUUUCCGUUUCCAACCGUGGCACGUUCGCUGCAUCCGCGGAUACCGAUACCGAUGCUAUCACCUAUGAAAAGGAGGAAGAUACUCCAAAUUCAGAGGCCAGUGAGAUCGAAUCAUCAGCUCCCGCUCCAACAACUGAUUAG